CUGUUGCCGCAAAUAAGGGUGUCACUGGUACUCCGAAGACGAAGGCGAAACCAUUAACAAAGUUUGAUAUCCAAAGGAGCUUGAAUCUGACAUGGCUACGAUGAUUCUCCAUUCAUCGCUGCUGUCCCUCACCUCUGCCGCUAAAAUCACAUCCCUUAGCAUUGCAGUGGUGAGGUCCGACUCCUCUCCCUCCCGCCCCAGCUCCCCGGUGGCGGUGCCAUACCAGAGCCUCACUCCCUCCUUAUUAUGCUCUUGUGGAAGAAGGCACUUGAUUCAAGCAUGUGCAACUGCUCUGCUUCCAAUUUCCCCUUCCCACGCUGCUCCUUUACUCUCUGAUUCCACGGCAAUGUUGAACAGGGUUCACCCUCCAAGGCCAGAUUGGUAUGAGGAAUUGUAUGCAGCGGUCUUAGACAAAGGCAUGGAAGCUUAUGAGGCAGAGAUUGCAGGCUACAAAUCACAGUUGUUUUCUAAUUUGAGUGGGAAAGCCAAGAAAGUGUUGGAGAUUGGCAUUGGGACUGGUCCUAAUCUCAAAUAUUAUGCCAAUGGUACUGAUAUCGAGGUUUUCGGCAUAGAUCCGAACAUGAAGAUGGAGAAGUACGCCAAGGCAGCGGCAGUUGCAUCUGGACUACCCCCAACAAAUUUUAAAUUUAUACAUGCAGUUGGGGAGGCUUUGCCAUUAAGUGAUGCUGCUGUUGAUGCAGUUGUUGGAACACUUGUACUAUGCUCUGUUAAAGAUGUUGAUACGGCACUGAAAGAGGUGAAGCGGGUGCUAAAACCAGGUGGGCUUUACUUAUUUGUGGAGCAUGUUGCUGCAAGAGAUGGAACAGUCCUCAGAUUCCUACAGAAUGUUCUUGAUCCAUUGCAACAGACAGUUUCUGACGGGUGUCACUUGACCAGGGAAACCGGCAAGCAUAUAUUUGAAGCUGGGUUUUCAGGUGUCAACAUUAGCUCAACUUCGUUGCGUAAUGCCUUAGUUGCAAGCCCUCAUGUGUAUGGGAUAGCUUGUAAGUAACACUGGAAGUAAAUUGAGGUUGGAUAGGCUAUCACAGUAACACCAAAAGGAAAGGAAAGCAAGGUUAUAUGCCAGUGUAAUUGUAGUGGUUGAGUUACUUUUAACAUGGAUUGCAGAUCUUGACUGGGCUUAAAAAUAGAGGUCAGCCCAACAGUAUGUGUUGAUUUGGGGCCCAUUUUGAGAAUUCCACUGAAUAUCUACAAACAGUCCUGAUGGGGUGUUUUGACAAAUAUUGAUGACUUUUGGUUGUGAGGAAUGUUGUCCCCUAAAUGAACAAUUUGGGAUAUGACCUUACUUCAAGGGCUGAGGUUGAUUUUAC
Molecule: messenger RNA, 1331 nt
Organism: Vitis riparia (riverbank grape)
Lineage: Eukaryota; Viridiplantae; Streptophyta; Magnoliopsida; Vitales; Vitaceae
Product: methyltransferase-like protein 7A
Exons: 6
Coding region: 92-1012 (306 amino acids)
Molecular function (GO): S-adenosylmethionine-dependent methyltransferase activity
Source: RefSeq, a predicted model, not a curated record